This is a messenger RNA of Eucalyptus grandis, 756 nucleotides long. Its product is annotated as auxin-induced protein 15A. The coding region runs from base 111 to 497 and encodes 128 amino acids. The transcript has a single exon. The record is from RefSeq and is a predicted model, not a curated record. NCBI's taxonomy places the organism in Eukaryota, Viridiplantae, Streptophyta, Magnoliopsida, Myrtales, Myrtaceae. Gene Ontology annotation, biological process: response to auxin.
AAGCAAUAGUUUAGACAUCAGAUCACCAUCUCUAUAAUUCUCCACCCACUUCAAAAACUCUCUCUCUCUCUCUCUCUCUCUCUCUCCUUCCUUCCCAAUCUAACUGACAUAUGUUGGGAAAAAAGAUGGUUUCCUUCAAGAAACUAGCAAAGAAGGCCAAGACGAAGGGCGGCGGGGCAGACCGUGAGCAGUCGACGCACCACGAGUUCCUGCUCAGCGAGGCUGAGGAAGAGGCGUCCUCGUCCCCGAAGACGCCCAACGGCUUCUUCGCGGUCUACGUGGGAGACGAGCACCGGAGGUUCGUGGUGCCCACGAGCUUCCUCUCGCACCCUCUCUUCAAAAUGCUGCUGGAGAAGGCGUCCAACGAGUUCGGGUUCGAGCAGCGUGAGCGGCUGGUGGUCCCGUGCAGCGUGUCUACAUUCCAAGAGGUGCUGGGUGCCAUCGAGGGAUGCAAUGGGAGGUUUGACUUUGGGAAAUUGGUGGAGGAGUUCAUCUAGUGUAAGGAUGUUGAAGCUACCAGAUGUUGAACAGAGAGACUUUGCAUUAGAGGGGUGUUUUUUGUAAGGGAGUUGAAAGUCUUUUGGGGGAAGUAAAAUGAUCUUUGAUCUCCCCUAUUUUUCUUGGUGUAGAGUGUCAUGAACAUGCUGGAAAUGUAUCAUAUGUGAUCUAGCGUCUGCUCCCACCAUGUAAUCAAUUCAUGGUCGAGUUCAAAUUGUGAAGGAAUGAAAAAAUUUCAAAUAUAUUAGGAUAGUCAAA